AUGCCAAAUCCGACGAAUCCCUAUGCAGCCAGUAAAGCAGCAUGUGAAAUGAUAAUACGUUCGUACUGGCAUUCUUACAAACUACCAUAUGUUAUGGUCCGUAUGAACAACGUGUAUGGACCACGUCAGGCAUGUACAAAAUUAAUUCCCAAAUUCACCAAACUGGCGAUGGAGGGAAAACCAUAUCCUCUGAUGGGAGACGGAUUACAUACGAGGAGUUGGAUGUACGUGGAAGACUGUUCGGAGGCUAUCAGGAAGGUGGCCGAAGAAGGCCAACUUGGCGAGGUUUACAAUAUCGGAACGGAUUUCGAAAUAACCAAUAUCGAAUUGACAAGAAAAAUCCACGACAUUGUUGGCACCUUCAAAAACGGUUCGUUUGUUGAAUCAACCAGUAUGAGUGGUUCAUCAUUCUCUAUUCACCCCAGAAGAAGCAUUUGUAGAAACAGUUAC
This is a messenger RNA of Cooperia oncophora, 450 nucleotides long. The record is from the annotation of a GenBank genome assembly. NCBI's taxonomy places the organism in Eukaryota, Metazoa, Nematoda, Chromadorea, Rhabditida, Trichostrongylidae.